UGAGCACCUGUUGCCUCGUGGGUUUUUAAAAGAAAAAGCUCAUGUUUCAGGUCGUUUUCAACACCUCAAAAGACCUGGGCCCGCUUUAAGCUGAAUUACGGUGAUCCGGAGCUCCACACGGAACUAUACUGGGCACACGGUUAUCUUAAAAGCGACGUACGAAGGAUGUGUUUUUAAAAGGAAGUCGCACAGAGGCUGCACACCGAAAACCGAGCUACAGAUUGAACAUGCUGCAGGUUGCAUGAGUGACAGAUAUGGGGUCAGCGACAUUAUCUUUGCAGACUUUCAGCGUGGUGGCACUUCUUUGCCUAUUUCUGCCCGCUGAAGGUGCAAAUCUGGAGGUCCUUGGAAAGGUGGGAGAUGUGGUGGAGUUGGAGUGCAGUUUUACUCCAUCAGGGCCGUCUACUGUGCCAACAGCGCCCCGGCAUGUGGUGGAGUGGGUCCGAAAGGGACUGGAAAUCCCGGUCCUGAUGAAAUUUGGAUCCCAUGCGCCUCGCCUCCAUCCACAAUAUGAAGGGCGGGUGUCUCUGGUACGCAUCACCGACCUGAAGCUGGAGGGCCUACAGUUGGGCGACCAGGGCUUGUACGAAUGUCGAAUCCUCUUGCUGGAUGAACCCACGGAUGAGUUGCAAAAUGGCACCUGGACUCGGCUCUCUAUAACCGCUCCACCCACCUUCGCAGAAACCCCGCCUCCUGUGGUGGAAGCUCUGGUUGGAGGUCCCCUCUUGCUUACCUGUGUUGCUAAGGGCAACCCCACUCCAAUCAUCACCUGGCUAAAGGAUGGCAGUGUCAUUCAAAGGACAGAAGAUCAGGAAGGAGCCUUAUCUCUGCCAGCAGUGAGCGCACAGUCAGCAGGAGAGUACACCUGCCACGCCUCCAACUCGGAGGGGAACGUGACCUGUGUGACCAAAGUCAGGAUCAAAGGUCCGCCUGUUAUUGUCAUACCUCCCAAAAGCACCUCUCUCAACAAGUCCCAGAAUGCUUUUCUCCGGUGCCAGGCGGUGGCCGACCCCCCCAACAUGACUUACGUGUGGCAGAAAGGUGGAGAGAACGUCCAUCACAUCGAGUCUCUGAAGUCACGAGUGAAGAUCAUGGUAGACGGGACUCUGCUCAUCUCCAGUCUUAUCCCUGAGGAUUCUGGGAACUACACCUGCAUGCCAAGCAAUGGCCUGCUGAACCCCCCCACCGCCUCCGCCAAUCUCACAGUGAUGCACCCAGCCCAGGCUCUUCCGAUGCCCCAACAAACGUACCUACCUACAGGUAUGAAGGGCGUGGUUGCCUGCCCAUGGGCCGCUCAGCCUCCUCUGCUUCGUGUGGAUUGGACAAAAGAUGGAGAACUGCUCGACCUGUCCUUGUAUCCAGGAUGGACCUUGACUCCAGAGGGCUCUUUGCUCAUGACCACAGUCAAUGACGAUACAGCAGGCGUGUACACCUGCACCCCAUACAACAGCUAUGGCACUAUGGGUCCGUCUGAACCAGUGGAUGUAAUACUACAAGACCCCCCAUCAUUCAGCAUCACCCCAGAGAAGGAGUACAAACAGGAGGUGGGCAGGACCCUGCUCAUCCCCUGUCAAGGAAACAAGGACCCGACAAUUAAAGUGACCUGGAGCAAGACGGACUUGGUUCGUCGCACAUCCUACGCCAUCGAACGAAACGGUUCUCUGCUGUUGCAGCCUGUCACUAAAGACCACCAGGGGGCGUGGGAGUGCAGCGCCAAAAACCGCGUAGCCUCGGUGAAAGCUGUCACACAAGUCUUUGUCUUGGGUACUAGUCCCCAUGUGGCUACCUCUCUGUACGUCUCUCCAGGGGUGAAGCAGGCCAAGGUUUCCUGGGAUGCAGGCUUUGAUGGAGGAUCAGCACAGACAUUUUCAGUUUGGGUGAAAAAGACUUCAACGAGGAGUGAUAAUGAUGGGAAGAAGGACUGGUUCUCUGUGCCUGUGCCCCCGUUUUCUGGCAGCAGUCUGCAGGUGACGGGCCUGUCUCCUGCCACAGAAUACCAGUUCAGCAUCCUUUCCCAGAAUAAGAUGGGAACAGGACCCUUCAGCGAGAUAACCACAAUGCGCACCUUGGAUCCGCCGCUGAGGAGAAGCCAACUGAAGCCUCCCGCGUCGCUGACAGCUAAUCAGAGCUCAGCAGGUGUCGUGCUGAUAUGGUCCCUUCCUCAACCUCCGAUCACAGGAUUCCUCCUCCAAUCACGCAUCGAGCAGGGGGAGUGGUUCUACUUGGACGAGAACAUUGACGCCAACGUUAGCGAGAUAGUCGUUCCGGGUCUGCGCAAGGACUGUGUGUACGAGCUGCGGCUGCUAUCUCGUCGCGGGGAGUUGCUGAGCGAGCCCAGUCCAUCAGUCAAUGUCUCCACCAUGGGGAUGGAGAUCUACCCCGCCACAUCCCAACUCCUGGAGUACGUCCCGGAGCCUCUUCUGGCCGGCGUGCUGGGGGGGGUGGGCUUCAUGUGUUUGGCACUUGUCUUGCUGCUGGGGUCCGCCUGCUUCAUCAGCCACAAGAGGGACGGCCGACGCAGAAAGAAGAAGAAUGAGCCCCCUUCUGCCAUUUAUAAAUGCUCCCCAUCAAUAAAGACUUCAGGCACUGGCAGUCCAGACAGUGUGCUGAAGAAAAGCCUACUUCCAGCCAACAUCCUGUAUCCCAACACCUCCUCCACCAACACCACCACCUCCUCGUCCUUCUCGCAGACUGACAGUUCCUCCUUUAGCUCUGAGAAUCAUCAUCAGCAGAAGCAAUUCCUGUCCAACUACAGCCGAGGCCGCCUGACUCGGACACAUUCCUUUCCCAUUUCUCCGCCAAUCGAGAUGAUCUCUCGUGGUCCAGAUGGCCGUUUCACACUUCUACAGUAUGACAAUGACGCGGAGACCAUUCAGGGCCAGAAAAGAAGAAGUUACGACCAAGCUAAAGUCCGAAGGUCUUUGUCGCUGCACUCGGAGAGGGAAGACAGGAAGAGGCCAGCGUUUGUGCUCUCUGUUGACCUCCCGCCUUGUGCACCAGCAGAAGCUAAUCCCGCAAACCAGAUGUACGAAACAUCCAAGAGCCUUCCCAUUCAUCACCAUUAUACCCCCGAUCAGAGGGAAGGCUAUGAUCGCGAAUUAGGUAGCCUGUACUCCAGCAGUAGUUUGGCCACCAUUUCUCAUCAAGACAGACGAAUAACUCCCACGUUUCCAGUGCUCCCGCAUAUCCGAUCCGGCUUCGGUCAGCCAACGACCACCGCCAGUUCUCUGGUUCUCCAAAUGGAGCACGAGCGCGAGAGAGGGAACUUGAGUCGCUGCUUGAAGCUGGCUCAGGAGAGGGAGGAGAUGGAGAUGGAGCUCCAUAGGUACACGCUGGAAAAAGGCUCCAUGAGAGAGAUGAAGAGGGAGUAUUCAGAUGUGGAGGGGAGAGAGGAGGAUUGUAAAGAACUUCUGUGGGAAUAUAAGAGCAGCACCUUGCCCCACAGAUACCUCCAGGGCGAAAAAGACAGGUUAUCUCUGCCACAGAGCCCUUUUUCUUUAUCCUCUGUGCAUUGGGACCACCGUCAUGUUGUCUCUCCUCCUCUUCUGACCCAGACUUGUUUCAGAACGUCUUCCCCUGGGAAUCAAUCUAGUUUUAACUCCGAACCAUCACACCGCUCCACCCUUCACCAAACAGGCCCCUCUUUGGUCUGAGGAGGCAGGCACUCUUUCCAAAGGCAGAUUAACUCUCCCACAUCUCUCCUCAAAGCACCAGAGACAUGAAAGUGUUGAGGCAGCACCAGAGGGCUGUGAAUAUUCAUCACAAUCCACAGACUUAGAAAUGCAAACGAAUGAUUCAUGCUCGGAGGCAAGGAGACGAAACAAUCUCAGCCAUGGAAGCUUUUCAACACCAUCUUUCCAUCUGAGCAAAUAUAC
Messenger RNA from Eleginops maclovinus (Patagonian blennie), 3875 nucleotides. RefSeq names its product immunoglobulin superfamily, member 9a (gene igsf9a). Gene Ontology annotation, biological process: cell-cell adhesion. The record is from RefSeq and is a predicted model, not a curated record. Gene Ontology annotation, molecular function: protein binding. Lineage: Eukaryota; Metazoa; Chordata; Actinopteri; Perciformes; Eleginopidae.